UGUGUGACAAGAACUUUUCUGAAGUGACCUAUAGUUAUUUUGGUCAGACCAUGUAGCUGUUUAUGAACUUGGACGAGAUGCGGCAUGAGGACGCACCCCGAGCCUUUCAGGCUCCUGUUGACGUUCACGCCAGCGCAGAUGGACAGGUCUACAUGUUCAGGGGAAGAGCAGAAGAGCUGGAGACCUCCUCGGAUGACGAGGAGCUCAACGUCAUAGAGCUUCGUCCACGUAGCCGUGACUUUACCUCACAGGGUCGAAACGGAGCAGGAGAGAUGCUGCUGCUUGAAAGACACAUAUCACAUGAGGAUAAUCUCAACAAACUAGCACUGCAGUAUGGAUGCAAGGUAGCGGACAUAAAGCGAGUAAAUAACCUCAUAAAGGAGCAGGACUUAUAUGCACUGAAGUUCAUUAAAAUCCCUGUAAAGAAGCACAGCCUGCUGACUGAGACUAACUCCGAGCUCCAUCAUCCUCAGCAAAGAUCUUCCUCUAGUGCACUAGGAGCUUCUGAUCAGCUUCAGAAUUCAGCAACAGCAGAUUCCUCAUUUAGUUCUCAAGUCCAACAAUACAUGGACUUCUUCAAAGAGGUGGACAAUGACAUUGAGCAACUGAUCCAGAGCACAGAGACUCAGGAGGAAGCAUUCACACACGGCUCUGAUGGAAGUAAAUCGUGGGGAUUUAGAGGCCAACGUCUCAUCAGCUACGGUGCAGACUGGGGCAUCCGGUGGUGGAACGCUGUUAUUGCUAUGCUAUGUAUUGCACUGUACAGCACUGUAUGCAGUGUUCAGGAUGUGUUCAGGAGCUGUUUUUAGUUGCCUACAUUGUUUGAUUGGACAUUGCAAACGGUUCUUAAAAAUUAAAGCUGCAACAUUACGCUUA
This is a messenger RNA of Trichomycterus rosablanca, 876 nucleotides long. RefSeq names its product LysM, putative peptidoglycan-binding, domain containing 4 (gene lysmd4). The record is from RefSeq and is a predicted model, not a curated record. Bases 63 to 809 code for a protein of 248 amino acids. NCBI's taxonomy places the organism in Eukaryota, Metazoa, Chordata, Actinopteri, Siluriformes, Trichomycteridae. The transcript has 4 exons.